AUGUUUUUUGAGGAAACACGCCAUCCGGAUUGGAGCAUUCUGGCUGCUCUUCAGUACAUCUCGGAACAUAGCAAUCUAUAUAGUGAAAACAUUGAAUCAGUUCUGGAAGAGAUGAGGAUGAAACUUCGCACAAUCAGCCGCCAGCAAAAUCUCUUAUCUCAUGCACGCAAUAAAGCUGCUGCAAUGUACUCCAGCUUUGAUGAGACAAUCAAAAGAACAGUGGUUAGAAACUGGUUCCAAAUGCUGGAGAAGAAGGAAGAGGUUGAGUCGACAAAGCUGGUGUACAGAGAAGCGAUGAAGGCAGAUGUUUUGCAUGAUAAGUUCCAAGUUGCUCCAGAAGCACAGUUGAAAAGGAAGCUGGAAGUGGUUGCAGAUUUGCUACCGUCAGAUGAUCAGGCGUCGUCCCAAUCACAAGCAAAACAACAAAUCAUGGACAACACUGGAAACAGCGAUGAGGGAGACGGAUAUGAGUCUCCUUGUGAAACGAUUGUAAGAGAAAGGAGUGCCAGAGCAAAUAAGCGAUUGCAUACUCUUCGUGAGGAUAAUGAAAAUGCUGGAACUGACUUCUCAAGUGAGGAAUACAGUCAUCAUACAAAUUAUGAUGAAGUCGAGGAAACUGGCAGCAACCUGAAAGCAAUUUUGCGAAGUUACUGCAAGAAGAGGACCACUUCGCCUCACGAUCCUGCUCAUAGCUUCGUUCUCGAUUUGUCGCCAAGUUCCAAAAUUCGGCGUGACUUUUCUCGGAAAAGUUGGCAGGAAUUGGUAACAAGCCGACGCAUUGCGCAAACAACAUACCAUCAUGAGAUCGAGUCUCUUCUCACCCACUUGUUUGGAAGGAGGAACUUAACUGAUGCUCGCACAAGGUGGUACAGCCUCCGUGAUCUGCCCACUCCCACAUACAGCAACGAGUUUUCAUAUGCAGAGAACGACUGGCCAAAGAUAUGUCGUUGGGUCGAGCGGGUGACAGGCCAAUUCUUGGAUGCAUUCGAGUCUUCUCGAAAUCCGCUCCAGAAUAACUGCUAUGAACGAGAAUGGCUUGGUGGUUACCUUGUUCCGCUUUUGCAGGGUGCCCUGGCUUUGGAUGGAAACUGUCGCGUCCGAUGGGGAGAGGCUUCUGUGUUGUCAACGCAGCAUCGUCGUAAUCAAGACAGAGACGUCUUUGAGCUGCAGGUUGAACGGGCCCACAUGGCCGAUCUUCUAUGCGUUUAUGAGCAACAUGAAGUCAUGUGUCUGCUUGCGUGUGGUGGUCCUGACUUCUACGAUCUUACGAAGAUGGCAUCAGACGAGUUCAACCUGCCCAGGAUGAUGAAAGACAUGCUGGACAACCUACAGGCCAAGUUCCCAUGUAUGAUUGGGGAUAAAAAAUUAUAUAUAAUCGGAAUACAGACGUAUAUGACAGAAGUCCGCCUCUACAUCAUGGAGAGAAAUGAGGUGUACCGUCUCCACUUUCUAAAGUCAUUCCAUCUUCCACUUACCUUCUCCGCAUAUAGUAACUUGAGAGUUGCAUUGAAGUGGGCAUGGAACAUUCGAGGCAUGUUGAAUGAAUUGAUCAAGAAAUUUGAGGCCAGUUCAGAUGAUGAGUAUGUAUUUAUAUCAUCAUCGGAUAUGAAGACUCAGACGACGCCGGCUAAACAUCCCAAAAAAAAGGGACCAGCACAUUGA
Paraglomus brasilianum is the source of this 1662-nucleotide messenger RNA. The record is from the annotation of a GenBank genome assembly. NCBI's taxonomy places the organism in Eukaryota, Fungi, Glomeromycota, Glomeromycetes, Paraglomerales, Paraglomeraceae.